Messenger RNA from Nilaparvata lugens (brown planthopper), 2733 nucleotides. RefSeq names its product putative fatty acyl-CoA reductase CG5065. The transcript has 9 exons. The coding region runs from base 172 to 1719 and encodes 515 amino acids. Gene Ontology annotation, molecular function: alcohol-forming very long-chain fatty acyl-CoA reductase (NADP+) activity. Gene Ontology annotation, biological process: long-chain fatty-acyl-CoA metabolic process. Gene Ontology annotation, cellular component: peroxisome. The record is from RefSeq and is a predicted model, not a curated record. NCBI's taxonomy places the organism in Eukaryota, Metazoa, Arthropoda, Insecta, Hemiptera, Delphacidae.
UCAGAUCUCUUUACUUCAUUUAUGUUGUAACUUUACAUCGUCUCUGGUGCUUCCUCGGUUAUAAUUACAGUUUGGCUUACAAACUUUUCUCAAGUCAUCUUCCUAAUUAUUAAUCGACGGUUUUACUUCAGUUUAUUUCAUUGUCAAGGUCCACCACCAUCCUACGACAUCAUGGAAGGAAUCCCGGAAUGGUACAGAGGCCGGUGUGUGCUGGUGACGGGAGGCACAGGAUUCAUGGGCAAAGUGCUGCUUGAGAAGCUGCUGAGGUGUUGCCCCGAUGUGGAGAGGGUCUAUGUGCUAUGCAGGGCUAAGAGGGGCCAGGCCUCACAGGCCCGUAUCAAUCACAUUGUCAAAGUACCUGCUUUCGACAAACUACGCAAGGAACAACCUCAUCUCCUCAAGAAACUGGUGGCCAUAGACGGUGACAUAACCCUGGACAGCCUGGGACUGAAACCCGAAAACCGUAAACUGCUAGUGGAAGAAGUCAGUGUGGUUUUCAACGGAGCUGCCUCCCUCAGAUUAGAAGCUGGGCUCAAAUCUGCCAUUGAAAACAACACCGUAGGAACUAAGCGGGUUUUGGAGUUAUGCAGGGAGAUGAAACAGAUCAAGGCUUUUAUCCACCUAUCAACAGCUUUUUGCCACUGUGAGGUUGAUGUGUUAGAGGAGAGGGUGUAUGCCUCCCCUGCCAAUCCCCAGGACAUAAUGCGGGCUGUACAAUGGAUGGACGAGACCACGCUGGAGAUGAUCACUCCAAGGCUUCUUGGACCUCAUCCUAAUUGCUACACCUAUUCUAAAAGAUUGGCAGAGAGUCUGGUUAGCGAGUAUGCUAAUAUCAUUCCUUGCGCCAUUGUCAGACCUUCUAUUGUAUGUCCAGCUUUCAAAGAGCCCCUGCCUGGUUGGGUGGACAGCCUGAAUGGCCCAGUCGGUGUGUCGGUGGCAGGUGGUAAAGGUGUCAUAAGGUCCAUGCUGUGUCAUGGUGAGAACAGGGCAGAGGUCAUCCCAGUGGAUAUCGCCAUCAAUGCCGCUAUAUCUGCCAGCUGGGUUAGGGGCACAAAUAGCAUUUCGAAAUCAGAGCCGACCCAGGUGUACAAUGUGUCCAUAGGAGAUGUGGUGCCUAUCACGUGGGGCGAGGUGUUGGAGCGAGGUCGUAAGAUCAGCUAUGAUGUGCCCUUCGAGAACAUUCUAUGGUAUCCCAAUGGCACCAUAAGGACUAACAGGCUGGUACACUUUCUGGUCGUUUUCUUCCUGCAAACUAUGCCCGCAUACCUCAUUGACUUCUUGUUCUUUUUGGCUCGUCAGAAGACUUUCAUGGUUCGCGUCCAAAACCGUAUCAAAGUAGGCAUGGCAGUGUUGCAGUAUUUCACGAUGCGCAACUGGUAUUUCAAAAUCGCCAAGGCUCGAUCCCUUACCAACAAAAUGAACGAGAGAGAUAGAGAGAUCUUCUAUCUGGAGAAUUGCAGCUAUGAUAUCGACGAGUACCUGAGGACAUCCAUGCUUGGGGCCAGGCAAUAUUGCAUGAAGGAACCUCUGUCAUCUAUACCGAGGUCUAGGAGGAACCUUAUCAUUUACUACUGGUUGGACCGUGUUACCAAAAUAGCCCUAGCAGUUUUUGUUAUCUGGACGCUGAUUGGCUGGAUGGACUCCAAUGGAUAUGCCCUGCUACAGCUUCACAAUCUACAGAGUCUUCCAAUAAUAGGCUCAAAAAUACAUCAAUAUUGAAGGAUUGAAAUACUGGAAUUCAAGGGAAUUCAAGAUCUUAAAAUCGUUAAUCUUUUAAUUCAAGAAUGUUCUAUAAAGGUGCGUACAGAUAUACGCGCCGCAAACAUGAGCAAUUCACUUUUAAUCAGCUGAUUAUAUCUGUAUUUUUACAGAAACGGUAAGAUAUAGAUGUAAAAAGCUUGGCAUCAGCUGAUUAAAAGUGAAUUUCUCAUGUUCGCGGCGCGUAUAUCUGUACGCACCUCUCACCUUUGGUAGAGAGUUAGUGGGGAGGAUAUUUUUAAUAUUCAUCCCAAAGAAUGGACAUUGAUAUGUCCAAAGCUCCGCCAAUUUAUGUAGAUGCAUAACAAUAUGAUUAUUAUCUAUAGUUAUUAUAUUACAAAUUGCUUUUUCAUAUCAUAUACAGUUCAAUAGUUAUUUUCUUAGUCUAUAUUAUGUAAAUUCAUCUAUAAUUUUGCUGUAUUGUAAGCUAAUGUAUAUAAGUGUAUAAGACAGUAUAUAUUGUAAUCUACAUAAAUAAAGUACUCAAUCAAUCAAUAUUGACGUAUGAUUGGAAUAUUGACAAAAUAGCUGAGAUAUAUCAGUCUUGAAUUAUAGAAUUAUCAAUAAAUUGGAAUAAUGUAAUAUUGAAGAGAUGGUUCAAGUAUUCUCAGCAAUAUAAAAUUGUUCAAACCUUUUCUUUAUAUUUUCUUUCUCUUCAUUAUUGAUCCUGUUUUUCAUAUAAAUUCUCUAUUUUUAAGUCGUCUAUUCAAAUCUUAAAGUAUUUGUUACAUUUAUUAUCAAAAUGCAUUAUAGCCUAGAAUAUCAGAUAUAUGUCAACAAAAGACAUGAAUUUUAUAGUUUCAAAUUUUAUUGUUUACAACAGCAUUACACAUAUAUUAUCAUCAAUUGAGGUAAUAGUGGGGUAAACUCAAAAUAUUUGUCCUCUAUUUAAAUAUUCAAGUAUUUGUUACAUUUAUUAUCAAAGUGCAUUAUAGUAGCCUGAAAUAUCAGAUAUAUCAACAAAAGAAAUGAAUU